GAUAUUUACUUUAUUUAUCUGCACGAUUAAAGAUAGUAUCACGGUUAAAGAUAUAGCUGGUAUAUCUUUAACCGUGGAUAGUAUGGUUGCCCAACGAAUCUAGAAUAGUGUCUACCGAAAUGAAUCUCCAUUAUCAGUAUUAAACGGCUGGAAACUUACGCUCUAGCGCUUAUUUGUUGUAGUGACUCUAAAUGCAAUUACGUUUCAAAUGUAAAUUGUAGUUCCGUGAUAGCCACAAUGACAUAUAAGCGGUAGUGCUUAAGUCUCCAGCUGUUUAAUUUAACUUUAAUACUGAUUAUAGGGAAUCAUUUCGGUAGACACUUUUCAAGUAUGAAAUACGUCGAUGGGCAACCAUAACAGUAUGGUCCAUACCACGAACUACUACAUAGUACUACGUAGUAGUUCGUGGUCCAUACUAUCUAUAGCCGUGUUUAUUUGAUAUCAAAGUUUGAUAAGGUUUAUUUUAAUUUUUAAAUAUCUUGUACAACUCUCGUAUCACCACUACGGCACUAAUGCACUUCCACGGCAUUACGUCAGUUUAUGUUGAUGAAUUCGUUAAACUAUGGGUAUUCUCGAAAAAAUAUCGGAAAUUGAAAAGGAAAUUUCCAGAACUCAAAAAAAUAAAGCUACCGAAUACCAUUUGGGCUUAUUAAAAGCCAAACUUGCCAAGUAUCGUGCUCAAUUGUUGGAACCAUCUAAAAAACAAGAAAAGGGAGAAGGAUUUGAUGUGUUGAAGUCUGGUGAUGCUAGAGUGGCUUUGAUUGGUUUUCCAUCUGUUGGUAAAUCAACCCUUUUGAGUACGUUGACACAUACAGAAAGUGAAGCAGCUUCUUAUGAAUUUACUACUCUGACUUGUAUUCCUGGAGUAAUUGAAUACAAGGAUGCCAAUAUUCAGCUAUUGGAUUUACCUGGUAUCAUUGAAGGUGCAUCUCAAGGAAAAGGACGGGGUAGACAGGUUAUAGCAGUUGCCAGGACUGCAGAUUUAGUAUUGAUGAUGUUGGAUGCUACAAAGCAAGAUAUUCAGCGUCAAUUAUUAGAAAAAGAACUGGAAAGUGUUGGAAUACGUUUAAAUAAACGGAAGCCAAAUAUUUAUUUCAAGGUAAAGAAAGGUGGUGGUUUGGCAUUUAAUGCCACUUGCCCAUUAAGCAGAGUUGAUGAAAAACUAGUUCAAGUUAUUUUACAUGAGUAUAAAAUAUUCAAUGCAGAAGUCCUAUUUCGAGAAGAUUGUACACCUGAUGAACUAAUUGAUGUGAUUUCUGACAACCGUGUUUACCUACCAUGUAUGUAUGUUUACAACAAAAUUGAUCAAAUAUCUAUCGAGGAAGUUGACAGGAUUGCCAGACAACCUAAUAGUGUUGUAGUCAGCUGUAAUAUGAAGCUAAAUCUAGAUUAUUUACUGGAAGUAUUGUGGCAAUAUUUAUCAUUGAUUCGAGUAUAUACUAAAAAACCAGGUCAACCACCAGAUUUCGAUGAUUGUUUAAUUUUAAGAAAAGGUGUUUCUGUGGAACAUGUUUGUCAUUCAAUACAUCGUACCUUAGCAGAACAAUUUAAAUAUGCUUUAGUUUGGGGUACAAGUACAAAAUAUUCACCUCAAAGAGUGGGCCUGCAGCAUAUUAUGCAUGAUGAAGAUGUUAUACAAGUUGUGAAAAAAUAA
Acyrthosiphon pisum (pea aphid) is the source of this 1654-nucleotide messenger RNA. RefSeq names its product developmentally-regulated GTP-binding protein 2. The record is from RefSeq and is a predicted model, not a curated record. The transcript has 8 exons. The coding region runs from base 563 to 1654 and encodes 363 amino acids. Gene Ontology annotation, molecular function: GTPase activity; GTP binding. NCBI's taxonomy places the organism in Eukaryota, Metazoa, Arthropoda, Insecta, Hemiptera, Aphididae.